Molecule: messenger RNA, 576 nt
Organism: Asterias rubens (European starfish)
Lineage: Eukaryota; Metazoa; Echinodermata; Asteroidea; Forcipulatida; Asteriidae
Product: CDGSH iron-sulfur domain-containing protein 3, mitochondrial-like
Exons: 3
Coding region: 47-433 (128 amino acids)
Cellular component (GO): intracellular membrane-bounded organelle
Molecular function (GO): 2 iron, 2 sulfur cluster binding
Source: RefSeq, a predicted model, not a curated record
ACCGACACAUGAAUUGGGCAGCCGUCUAAUCACAACAACCAUCCUUAUGACCAGCAUGGCUUCAUUUACCGACGAAAAAGACAGUUUACAGCCAGCUGUUUGCAUGUAUGGUCCAGCUAAUGUGAGAAAUCUUGAGCCAGGCAAGAAGAUGAAAUGGUGCACAUGUGGACUCAGUAAAACUCAACCAUGGUGUGAUGGUGCUCACAAAGGGACAGGUUUCAAAUCCCUGAAGUGGAUAGUACCUUCGAAGCCUCAAUCUCUCUACUCAAUCUGCCUGUGUAAACACACCAAGGAUCCACCCUUCUGUGAUGCAACACAUACUAAUCUACCAGACACUAUAGAACAAUUAAAGAAAGUCUGCCCAAUUAAAGAUGACCAUCAAACUAAGUGCCCUAAGCUAUGCACCAAGUGUGGCUGGGUACCAGACUUUUGAUGCUUCUCUUCCUUACAAGGGAAGCUAAACUAAUCUAGACUCUAUUUUUAUUAAGUGCUUUAAAUUAAAAGCAAAGGACACUAUUGGUAAUUACUCAAAACAAUUGUAAGCAUAAAAACGUACUUGGUAACAAGCAAUGGAGA